UCUUGUUGUUAUUGUGAUCAAUUGAUUUCUAUUCUGAGUUAAAGUCGAUCUGUUUUCCAUUUAAUUUUGUUCCAAUUAACUUGUUUAGAUUCGUUCUUUUUAAAUAUUUAAAAUGCAUGAUAAAGGAAGACGAAACAAUCGAGGUAAUUUCCACCGACACACUGGAGGUUAUCAUAGUUAUCCAAGGCCACCUUUUGAUAUUUACAUGGUGGAAGAUUAUUUUCCUAAGGUAACCCCUUCCAAUGAAAUCGACAGCGCUCUUACUCAGGCAAUUCUCAAACGAAAUGGUGAUCUUACUCCAACACCUGAAGAACAAACCAAUUUAGUUAAUCUUGUUUCCAAGACUCAAAUGGUUCUUGAAAAUUUAGCUCUUUGUCCGGGUACUUUUGAUGCUUGUCAAAUUGAGGAAGUGAGAUGUAUUGGAUCGUUCAAAAAGGGAACAAUGAUAACUGGAAGAAAUUUAGCCGAUCUUGUUGUCAUUCUGAAAACUUUACCCGUUUUAGAAGCAAUUAAAGCUUUAGGUACUAAGGUUAUUGAGGAAUUAAUGAAAAUGGAAUCGGGUGUUAUUGUUCAAUCAGAAGUUGUCGAAGGAGGAUUUGAUGUUGUCAAUAGAUUGAACAAUGCGACUGUAAGAUGUUUGAUUACAACUAUCCCACCGAAUAUGAGAAAAAUUGAUCCAUCAAUUCAUUUGUCGGUGAAAAUGUUACAAAAACACAUGUCAGCGAUUCGACAUGCUCGUUGGUUCGAGGAAUCAGCAAAUCUAACCACAGUUAAGGUUCUGAUUAGAGUUUUGAGAGAUGUUUGCAAUCGAUUUGAUGGGUUUGCUGCUCUUUCUCCUUGGAUGAUUGAUGUUCUAGCUCAUUAUUCUGUAACAUUUAGACAUCAUCAACAAUUAUUACCACUUAAUUGCGCCUUCAAGCGAGUUCUCCAAUUACUUGCAGGAGGCUCGUUCUUACCUGGAUCAACUGGUAUUCCUGAUCCUUGUGAAAAUGGAACGACCUCACUUCAUGCUGGUCUCACUUUGGUUCAACAAGAUUCCAUUUGUAUGACAGCGCAAACUUUACUUCGAAUCCUUUGUUACGGUGAAGGUUACAAAGUCAUUCUCGGUCUUGAACCCGAUGUUUAUGGAAUCACAAACAACAUGUCCGUAUGGGAUUCAGUGGUUGUCGCACCAAGUAACGCAGCCUUUGAAUUGCCCCUUAAAGACGAUGAGACGGAAACCGAAAUGGCAGAAAUACCAAUUGACAUGAAACCCAAAUCAAUCUCUCCCACAUCGGCUUGAAUCAUCUCAUAAUCACAAUCAUACUCAUACUAUUUACAGCAUUUGUAUACAAAAAGUAUUCACAGUCAAUCAAAAUGAAAUCAAACUUGAUUUUUAUCUAAA
This is a messenger RNA of Panonychus citri (citrus red mite), 1384 nucleotides long. Its product is annotated as interleukin enhancer-binding factor 2 homolog. Lineage: Eukaryota; Metazoa; Arthropoda; Arachnida; Trombidiformes; Tetranychidae. The coding region runs from base 113 to 1282 and encodes 389 amino acids. The record is from RefSeq and is a predicted model, not a curated record. The transcript is spliced from 3 exons.